CAAUUGGCUAAGUGUGUUUAUUCAGGGCUGCCUGGGGAGUGCUAACAGGAAUGGGAGUAGGAAGUAAGUCUGGAUUUAAAGGAAACUGGACCACAAGGGGAUAACCAUUUUUCUGCAGACCAGUAUCCAGGGCACUUCUCGGAGAGAAGGAAACCCUGGGAGGGAAGAACUUGGGAAACAGGAGGAUACAAGCGUCUUUGAGGCUACUUAGGUGUGUAGGCAAAAUGAAGCUGACUCUGGUGCAGAUCCUUUUCAUGAUGUUGCUGCUGCUACUGGGCCUGGGGAUGGGCCUGGGGUUGGGACUUCAGAUGGCCGCAGCUGUACUGGAGGACAGUGAUCAGCUACUGAACGAGCUCCAGUCCACUGACUCACAGGACCAGGUUGAGGCCACUAAGGAGGGAACAGGUGCCCAAACCACCGAAACCCUGUUGCUUAGCAACAAAGUGGUGUUGCAACCAGAAGAGACCUUCGUCAGUGAAGAUGAAGUUGGAGGAAACAAGAUGCUCAAAGCUGAGGCUCUCUUUCAGAGCAACAAAGACUAUCUUAGGUCGGACCUGAUGGAUAGGGAAUGCAAUGUCCUGAUGGAACAGAAGAUGACGCAGCACAACCACACAUGCAUACCCCAGUACGUAUUCAUCCAUGAGCAACCAGAUGCAGUCAAAGCUGUCUGUAAGAGUCCUGCUGUUGCCUGCAAUCUCAAGGGAGGCAAGUGUCACAAAAGCUCCCGUCCUUUCGAUUUGACAUUCUGCAAAUUAUCCAAACCAGGCCAAGUAACUCCUCACUGUAAUUACUUAACUUUCAUUCUUGAAAAGCACAUUUUAAUAUCCUGUAGUGACAUGAAAGUCCAGGUCACUUCUGGACCAUGAAGCAACUUCUUCACCUCCUCAUCUUUGUCUUCCUUUCCACUUCUUUUUUUCAUGCUGUUUUCCUCCUUAGGUAUCCUGCAAAACAGGUUUUGGGAAGAGAGGCUAGUCUAUUCUUUAUCAAAAAUGAAAAUAUAAAUCUUCUUUGUCCCAGGGUUCACUCAACUUGCAUUCCAUUCCUGGGAUUAGAGGUGGCAAUGUUACGGAAAUGACAGGCCAGCCAAGAAACAAGCACCAC
Vicugna pacos (alpaca) is the source of this 1101-nucleotide messenger RNA. It is a transcript of the gene RNASE10, whose product is annotated as ribonuclease A family member 10 (inactive). NCBI's taxonomy places the organism in Eukaryota, Metazoa, Chordata, Mammalia, Artiodactyla, Camelidae. Gene Ontology annotation, biological process: defense response to Gram-positive bacterium. Gene Ontology annotation, molecular function: nucleic acid binding. The record is from RefSeq and is a predicted model, not a curated record.